Cicer arietinum (chickpea) is the source of this 4355-nucleotide messenger RNA. RefSeq lists its product as uncharacterized. The record is from RefSeq and is a predicted model, not a curated record. Gene Ontology annotation, cellular component: nuclear pore; cytoplasm. Gene Ontology annotation, molecular function: nuclear export signal receptor activity. Gene Ontology annotation, biological process: protein export from nucleus. NCBI's taxonomy places the organism in Eukaryota, Viridiplantae, Streptophyta, Magnoliopsida, Fabales, Fabaceae.
AUGGACGCAAGAAUCACCGGAGUGGAGGAGCGUUUGGGACGUGUGGAGGACAGCAUUGAGUCUUUACGUGACUUCAUUGGUUAUGAAAUUCAGAGGGCUUUGACGGCGGUUCAAGACAAUAUUACAGCGGUUCCCUCGCCGUUAGAUGAGUUCCGUUUAGCUGCGAAGAAGGUGGAAUUGCCGGCGUUUACCGGUGAUGAUCCAUUAUCAGAACUUGUGAGUGCUGAAGGUUAUAGUGAUUGGAUACACUUAGUAGCAGAGUUUACCUUAAAAUCUUUGCAGUCUUGGAAGUGGGCUGGCAGCAGUGUUUACUACCUUCUAAAUUUAUGGUCUAAAUCAGUGACAUCUGUGCGCUAUCUCAAGAGUGACAAACCUAACCUGCUAGAGGAAUAUGUCCCUAAAGUUAUAGAAUGUUUUGUGUCAUCGAGAUUUGAUUCAUUACAGUCUGAACUAUCUGAUGAACUCGGUGAAGACCCACUUGACAAUGUUGAAGUACUUCAAGAUCAGCUUGAAUUUUUUCCUUACCUAUGUAGAUUUCAGUAUGAAGGUUGCAGUUCAUACUUAAUGAAGAUAGUGGAGCCUAUCAUGCAAAGCUAUAUGAAGGAAGCAAAUCUCCAAAUCCCCAUGGAUAGUUAUGAACUUUCUAUAACAGAGUCCAAACUUGCUUGGUUCACACACAUAGUUGCUGCAAUACUCAAGACAAAGCAGAUGUCUGGUUUUAGUGGAGAAUCACAUGAGAUACUCGAUGCAGAGAUUUCAGCAUGUGUUCUGCAAUUGGUAAAUAUUUCUGACAGUGGGAUUCACAAUAAGGUAUAUGAAUAUUCAAGGAUAAAAUUUGGUGUAUCUUAUAAUAUUUGAAAUGCUGCAUGAUCUUUCCUGUGGCAUAUGUUUUUUUAGUCUUGCUACCCAGUGGGUUCUGGUUGAAGAAUAGAUGUAUAGAUUUUUUUUAAUAGUGUAGAAAUAUUUGCUGUGUUGAUUCAAUUGGUAACAGUUGAGAAGUAUAAGUUCAAUUGAAAUAACACAGGGAGAAAAAUCCCUUAAUCAAAGGAAUUAGAACCCUGAAGAAUAAAAAAAGGAAGGUAAAUCCACAGACCUAGAAUUUGAUUAAUCCUUACAUGAAGAAUAAAAAAGGAAGGUUAAGAGGGAAGGUAAAUCCCCGGACUUAGAAUUUGAUUAAUCCUUACAUUAACUCUAGGAUUUUAUCUUUGUAAUUUAUUUAAAGUCAUAAUAAAAUCCUGACAUUCUUAAUUUAUUCACGCUCCUCAAAUUGGUGCAAAGAUAUUGUAAGAAAAGUAGGGUAAUGCUGUUGUGUUUAUUCAUCAGCCUAAGGCUGGUUUAAAUAGAGAGACUACGAGAGUUCUCUUCCUUGAAUCAAGGAGCAAUUUUAGGAAACAAAAAUAAAACAUAUCAUAAGAUAAAAAUAAAAAGUUGCAUUAUUAAAAAAAGAGAGUCAAGGGUUCUUCAACACCCCUCCUCAAGUUGGUGUAUAGAUAGAUAUCUAUCAUGCCCUACUUGGUUAUCAAGUGUUCAAGGACGAGUCUGGUCAAGCUCUUGGUUAAGAUAUCUGCAAUGUGUUGACGUGAAGUCAUAAAAGGUAGACAUAUGAUUCAUGUAUCUAAUUCUCCUUUAUGAAAUGACAAUCAAUUUCAAUAUGUUUGGUUCUAUCAUGUUGAACUAGGUUGUGGGCUAUGCUAAUGGCGGCUUUACUGUCAGAAUAUAUUUCAAUGGAAGCUCAAUUUUCAUCUUAAGUUCUUCAAGGGCUCUGUAAUAGUCCUUCACAAAUUCCUUGAGCCAUUGCCCUAAACUUGGCUUCUGCACUACUUUUUGCUUCAUCUCCUUGUUUUUUGCUUCUCCAUGUCACAAGAUUAGGUACAAUAUCUAGAGGUCGAUAUUCUGUUCUAACUGAACUUUCCCAGUCUGCAUCCAUAAAGAUAGACAUUUCUUUUACAAGUCUUCUUAAAAAAUAGACUGCCUCAAGAUAUUCCUCAUAAGGAGAGUGCAUAAAUUGACUCACAAUAAUGACUGAGAAGGUGAUGUCAGGUCUAGUGUAAGACAAGUAAAUUAACUUACCAACCAAUCUUUGGUAUCUUUUGGUGUCAACAAGAACACCUCCUUCUCCCCAAAGUUUUGUAUUAGGAUCCAUGGGGUUUCAGCUGACAACCACUCGUUAUUGUUUCCUUCAAUAGACCUAGAAUGUAUUUUUGUUGUGAAACUAUAAUUCCGUUCUUCGAUCGAGCAACCUCCAUACAAGAACAUAUCUCAAGGAUCCUAAAUCCUUUAUUUCAAUGUCUUCAGUGAGUUUCUUUUUUAUUCUUCCCAUUUCAAUUGUAUCAUCUACAUUGAGGACAAUAUCAUAAACAUGGACAAUCGGGGCAGAAAAUUUCCCAUCAGGGGAGAAUUUGUGAAUAAAGUGUGGUCAAUUUGUCCUUGAAUGUAUCCUUAGCCACAUCCAAAGUCUGGUAAAAAUCAGAAACAUGAUGCUCAAUAUCUGAGGAUUGGUGAGAGGAUUUUCACCAUGCCUUAGAACAGAAAUUUGCUUCAUGACACCGCGGUAUCUAGCUAUUAUAUGAAAAAACUCAGUAUUUCUAUCGCCAUGCAUAUGCCAAUUCAACCUAGAUUUUUUGUACCAGUAUUCUUCCUCAAUUUUAAGAUUGCGAUGGAGCACCAAUUGUGCAUCUUUUUGUUGAAGAAUGAGAUUAUUGUUGAAGAAAGAUACAAUAUCUUGAUGUUGGGCUUCUGUCAGUAAUAGAGUCUGCUCAAUUCACAACUGUGUACACUUCAAAUCCUGUUUUUUCAGUUUUCCCAAAGAGUAGACCUUUUGCUGAUAUACCUUUUAGGCACCAAAUAAUCCUAUGAACAACCUCUAGAUUUUCUUCAUAUGAAGAAUGCAUGAAUUGACUCACCAUUGUAACAAUCAAGACAAUAUCUAGCAAGUGUAGUACAAAUAAAUAAGUUUCUCGACCAGCCAUUGGUAUCUUCGAUAAUCUACGGGAACACCUUUAAAAUCUCCAAGCUUGGUCUUGAUGUCUAUAGGAGUGUCUGGGUGCAGUUGAAAUCGGAGAGAAUUGUUAUAAAUAUAGUCUAGCCAUAUAGCUGAAAUAAUCAUUAGCAGCAGAGAAAUUCAUAGCAAGCAAUUGAACAAAGUAAGGUCUGUUCUUCUAAAAAACUGCAUUUAAAAGCUUCAAACCAAUAAUAUCAGAGACUCAAUAUUUAAACUUGAAUAUGCUUCAAGGAGAGAGAAUGCUUCAUGGAGAGAAAGACAAGAUCAGUACAUAUGGGACAAAGAUGGGGCCAGUCUAUCUAGGAAAAAUUGCCAAAAUAAAGUGAGUGACGAAAAUGAAAGACACCGUCAGAAUAACCAUCAAUAGAAGAAGAAGAUAUCACUAAUAUGAUUCAUAUGUAGGAAAAGGACACCACCAGAAGGAUUGUCGGUGGGAAUAGAAGCUACUCUUAUAAUCUAUUAGUAAGAACUAAAUUGCUUGACAAACACCGGAGAAGAAGCAAAGCCACUCAAACAAAAAAAGCCAUGAUCGAUCAACAGAGUGAGAAAGUGCGUCCAAAACAGGAGAGAUAACGGCUGUUUGAACGACGCAUAUUUUCAUUGAUCAAAAUUGGAAAGUAAAGGAAGAUCUGAAACCGUUAGAGAGAGAGUGACCAUGCCCCAAGAAAGUAAAAAGGAAGUCCAAAAUGUUAAUUACACCCAACAGAAUCAAAAAAAAUUUCACCCCAAUACUUGUUGGGUACCCUACAUCUGCUUUACUCUGUCCUUGCUAGUACAACAAAUGUGGUAGAUUUGACCCUAAAUUUGCAAAGAAGAAGGUCAAUGAAUACAAUGCGACAAAUCCUAUAUGGUGAUUCUUAAUAGACCAUACAAUAGGAAACAACAUCAACAAGGAGGAAAAUCUGUUUCCGUGUAACCCAAUCAUGAUCAUAAGGUCCAAUCUCAUCAAUUACAACCUGAGCAAUGUUAGCAACAAUCUGUAACAGAAUCACAAUCUGAUAGGAAUGGGCUGGGCCCCACAAGUGAUGAGGGGGAUCUCUUAGUAAAUAGAGAUGAGGUGGGGCCUAAGCAAUGGCAAGUAUAUGUGAGAAAGAAUAAGAAAGGGGAUGCAGAAAAAUAAUGAUUGCCUAGCUGGCAUAGGGAGUUAAUAUUCCACUAAUAAAUAGGAAUUAAUAUUCCACUAAUAAAGGGGAGUGUGUCCAGAGAUAGCUGGAUGGUUUUUAUUUCAUUUUUCAGUUACACCUUAGAGGUUGGGCAGUAAGAGAAUUGUUUUCUCUAACUGAGGAGCAUUAGCUCUGGAAUCAUUUUCUGUUUUCUUAUCAAUUAAUACAAUAAUUCUUUUCAUCUAAUUCAA